Messenger RNA from Aspergillus sclerotioniger CBS 115572, 753 nucleotides. Its product is annotated as sterol desaturase family protein. Gene Ontology annotation, biological process: ergosterol biosynthetic process. Bases 1 to 753 code for a protein of 250 amino acids. Lineage: Eukaryota; Fungi; Ascomycota; Eurotiomycetes; Eurotiales; Aspergillaceae. The transcript has 2 exons. Gene Ontology annotation, molecular function: iron ion binding; C-4 methylsterol oxidase activity. The record is from RefSeq and is a predicted model, not a curated record.
AUGAACUUUUUCUCUGACUUUCAGCCCGCAUGGCAGUCUCUUCUCCUUGAAUACGAUCCCUCUUUAAUCGAAUGGACAACAGUCUGCACCAGUCAGCUAGUCGGGUUCCUCGUUCCAGGCCUGGUCUUCUUUCUACUGGACCUGUUACAGCCAGCAUGGGCACGACCAUGGCGGAAGCCAGCUCAGUUUCCCACCCACCUAAAGUUAUGGAAGAUGGUCCGAUGCUCAACGAAGAACAUGCUGACGGGCUGGGCUCUCCACGGACUAUACCUCUGGUGUGCGUACCCACGGACUCUGUUCGUGGUCGAUAGUCAACUGCCCACAUGGAAAGCAGCCGUUGGACAGUAUAUCGGAGUGUUCUUGCUCGGGGAGGGGCUUUUCUAUGUCUUCCACAGGAUGAUGCAUGAGAACCGGUGGCUUUAUCUGAAGAUCCACAGUAUCCACCAUGGAACGGGGGUGGCACCAACGGGGAUGUCAGUCUGGUAUGGACAUGUCGUGGAUCACUUUGUGUUCAACGGGUUGCCAUUGGCAUUGGUGACGCUGGUUCCGGCAAUUGUUCUGCAGGCUCAUAUCUUGGUUGUGGAGGCGCUGUCUAUAUUGGCUCUGAUCAGUGGUGUAGUGAGCCAUAGUGGGUAUUAUUAUCGAGACAAGACAGUGUAUGAUCACUGGGCGCACCAUGAGAAUUCGUCUAAGAACUUGGGGGCGUAUGCCAUGAUGGAUGUCUUGUUCGAUAGCUAUACCGCUUCACGCUGA